AGGUCCAAUAGGCUGUUGGUUUUAUAUUUUAACAAAACAAUUAACAAUUGAAAAUGCGUGUUAGUAAGAUUUUAAUUCUCAUUCUCAUUGCCUAACAACAAAACAAAGACAAUCAAAGAGAAUUCUCAAUCAAAGAAGAAAUACAUUUGGAUUAUCAAAAAUAUCUGUGAAGGAUUUAAGUGGAAAUUACUUCAAUUACUUCAAAAUGGAUAUUGAAAAAGAGUGUACACUCUUGGGAACUUUGUUUCAAGCAAUUGUCACUGAUCUAAAGGGGAGUUCCCCAGCUUGGGAAGAUUUCGUAAACAAAGGCACGAAAUUACAUAACCUGUUAAAAGCAACUACAGUAGCCAUGUCUUCUUUUCUGGAAUCGAUUCAAAAAAUCGCAGAUUUUACGACAAAUACAAAAGGUUCGACAAAGGACAUUGGAAGUGCCCUCACCAGAAUCUGUGUGCGACAGAAAAUGAUGGAAAACAAAUUGAAACUGUUUACUAAUGCUCUACUGGACAAUCUUGUUGUUCCGAUCCAAGAAAGACUGGAGGAAUGGAAAAAGGUGGCAAACCAAUUAGAAAAGGAUCACGCUAAAGAUUAUAAGAAAGCAAUGCAUGAUAUAAAGAAACGAAACGGUGAAACUAUAAGACUACAGAAAAAAGUUCGAAAAGGUAGUAAACCAGAUCUCCACCAGCAACUAAACUCAGCCAUGCAUGAGGUGAACGAUCGCUUCACUUCAUUGGAGGAGACGGAGAAGUCAGCGUUGCGGAACCUCCUGGUGGAGGAGAGAACAAGGAUCUGUCUCUUCGCAAACUGCCUGUCUCCUGUUUUGGACAUGGAAGUUUCAAUGUUAAACGAAGUGAGCAAUCUUCACGAACUUACAUCUGAUGUUGCACGUUUGUGUCGUAACCCCAAACAGCUCCCAACAUCAACUGACCAACUUGUACAAGACUUUAUCGCGGUGAACAGUCAAGCUCACCCAUCCUCCCCACUACCAGAUUGUGGAUUAACAAACGGAAUAUCUUUCACUCCUCACGGACUCUCCCCUCCCGCCUCCCCAAGUUCUAACGAUAGCAGGAAGUCCUCCGUGUGCAGCUUGAACAGUAUCAAUAGCUCGGAUUCAAGAUCCAGUGGUUCACUUACUCAUAAUUCAUCAUUCAACCACCAUAGAUACCAGGGUUACCACCGUCGUACACCAAGUGGAAGCACGGGCGGACACGGGAGCCCGACAUCGUGCAAAUCGGCUCCCUCUAGUGUUGCAGUGGCUCGUCUAUCGUCUGUAUCCUCUCAUGACUCCGGCUUCGUUUCUGCCGGCAACGGGAACAUCAUGGCUGCUCCCCUCUCUCUCACACCAUCUAGUGGGCUAACUUCACCUCCCGUUACGACUAAACCUCCGAUUGGUUUAAACAUGGACAAGGUCCAGAGGUCCGACUCACUUCAAGACGGGGUUUCCCCUAUUAUAAGAUCACGACCAAACUCUGGACAUAUUACUGAUGGACCACUGACACCCGGUGGUCAAAAUAAGCAGAUAUUCUCGUGGAAGGAUUGGUCAAAACCAGGUCCAUACGAUCUAGUUAGUCAAUCACAUGCCACUCACACACUACCGAUGGAUUCAAGACGUUCCCACAGUGUUUUACCAAGCAAACCAAGCGGUCCACCCCCCAUCUCACCCAAGCCAAGUAUCCUAUCCCAUCGCCUCUCUUUAGGAAAUCCCCCAGCCCCCCAACCACCCCCACUUCUACAUGCGAACUCAGAACCCAGGUUUUUCGGUUCUAACCCUCCUACCCCACUUUCUGAUGGUUUAAAGUCACCCCCUAUACCCCCAAAAGACCCAUCCUUGUACCCCACUGUGAAAGAAAGUGACCCUCCAUUACCCCCACCCCCAACAACUGACACACCCCGUUUUGAAGCCACCAUGACCCCACUUUGUGAGGAGGCACUACCCCCACCUCCACCAGAAUUGCUCGCUGAUUGCCCCGAAAAUCACGCAACUUUACCCAUGGACCCCCCAGAACCCCGAUAUGUCCCCAAUCCAAUGCCGAGCAAUUUCUACAGCACCAUGACCCUUGGUAGAAAACCAAGCAACCAGAGCUUACAGUAUUCAAGUAGUAGUGGCUACAGUAGUCAGAACACGACUCCUGCAUGCUCGGAAGAUACAAUCGCUUCACAUGAAACUGACUAUGGAGGAUUAGAAGAUAGUGAGGAACCAAACAAUCCUCAAAUACGAAAUAUUCCCGACUACGAACGUUGGUCCACGCUUCCAAGACUACGGGAUAAUAACCAUAGCAACCAACCUAACGGUCGUUCUGCUCCAUCGCACAACAGAAGACCUGCUUCCACAUCUGGUUAUCCAGCCUCACCUAUGGUGUCUACUCAAAUCAACACACCAGGCACCGCUACUAUAAGACGCAAGCCAUCUAGCAAGUUUAACUCAGUUAAACGAUCCUCCAACACCCCCAAACCCGUGCUACCACCCACAGUUCCCAGUAAUGCUGUUUCCAAUCUCAUGUCCACCUUCCAACAGCCUUCUCGUGACAGUCUAUACAGACAGAACUCAACAUAUAAUAAUAAUAACAAUAAUAAUGAAGGUUCUGCAGUUGAUUCAAUGUAUAGUGAGCAGUAUGACCAUUCUUGUGUAGCUAAAGAUUUAACUCUCAAAUUCCAAAGUUCUGACGCUCGGGACGGUUCACUUACCCCCACCCAGACCCCGACUGAUAUGAACUGCACCCCGAAUGGUUUUCAUCAUGAUGUCACAUAUUUUCCGGGAAUGCAGCCAAUUCCUGGUGUAACACCUUUGACCUCUCGUGAUUAACAUAUGGGGUUCUUGCUCCAGUGCAUUUUAUGCCAGGCUUUGUCUGUCCUAUCAUGGAUAACUCUCGCAUACAAUGAGGUCACCAAUUGAUGAUGUCAUGAGCCUCUGAUCCAUGCGCAGCAGAGGAGAAUUGUAAAUAUCUGCUUCUUUUGAAAUCAAAACUGGUUUAAGCUGGCUUCAAGUGGUUCUGGUAACCAAGACUGUUUAAACUCUCAGUGUUUCCAAUCGCUUUCUGAUUCGGUGCUCCUACAACUUGGUGCUAGAGUUUGCAAAAAUCUCCUGGCAACACAUAUGUUAAAUUGUGGCUGUUACACUUGGUAUAGCCAAACUCCAGUUUGCCUUAUUACAUUUAAGCACAAUGAUUCUGCAGCUGUAACAGGCUACAGUACUGUUUCGCAACAUGAUUGAUUGUAACAUCAACCUCUGAUAUAUAUUGUAACUAAUCACAAUAUCGCUUCAUUGCGGCCCGUGUUAUUGAACUGCCGUACUUGAUAUUAAUUGUGUAGGAUUCUUAAGAAUUGUUUUACCUUUCCAAACCUUCUGUUUGAAAUGAAUUUUAAUUUCUUCUCUUUCCCUUUCUGUGUCUUCGUACUUUUAGCGUUUUCGCUGCCUGUGAUGUCACAGUUACUGACAUCAUCAGAGAGAAGACUGAGCUCUAUUAGUUUGAGUACAGAUUUUAUUUCCUAGUACAAUCGUCUUCUAAGUUAUUCUAUGUAAAUAUCCCCGUGUGUUCUCUCAUUGCCACGACAUCGGAUCAAAAGUGGGAAAAUUUAUCUGACGUAAUCACCUUUUUUGCUUUUUCUUUUUGCUUCUCGUGCUAGUAACGCGGUACCACGCAGCGGUGUCGAAAUAAAUUGAAUUACUUUCAA
Molecule: messenger RNA, 3669 nt
Organism: Ciona intestinalis (vase tunicate)
Lineage: Eukaryota; Metazoa; Chordata; Ascidiacea; Phlebobranchia; Cionidae
Product: protein MTSS 2
Biological process (GO): cell projection assembly; plasma membrane organization
Cellular component (GO): cytoplasmic side of plasma membrane; actin cytoskeleton
Molecular function (GO): phospholipid binding; actin binding
Source: RefSeq, a predicted model, not a curated record